CCCUCCCAGGCUGACUUACCCCUUCGUUGAGGCGGUAGAAAAUGUUAUCUGUGGCCUGGUCGAAGCCCCGCUCGAAAACCACCGCGCCCACCACGACCGCGAAGAUUAACGUGGACGUGCGACGGAAGACCAACCGGUACGCCUGCUGAACGAACGCCAUCUUCGACCGCUUGAGAGUAUCGCGCAGGCGCACUCCAGCCCUCGGGAAUAAAGGCGCCCUCUGCGGCUACCGGGACAUCCUGGGCAGGAAGGGCCGCGCCGCGCCGAAUCCUGGGCUUUGAAGUCCGGUACCACAGCUAGCGCGCUCUUUCUUAUGGAAGCGGAACUAUAUUUCCCAGGAUACCCCGCCAUCCCUUCGCUUGAAUCCCGACCGUGGAGGCCUCUGGGAGGGGUAGCCUCGUUUCCGGAGCUCUGCUGGGGUCUUGGCGUUAUUGAAUUCCAAGCCGACUUUUAAGGCGCGGUUCAAUUCGGGAACGUGCGAAGGGAGGAAUCCGGGCUGCAGAGCGUCCACGCGCUUCGGGAAGGUGAGCAGGCUCUGCUGUGGCUCAAAGACCACCCUUGACCCAGGCCCCUGGAGAGGUGGGGCAGGGACUACACUUCCUAUCAUCCCCAGCCAGCCCCGUCCAGUAGUGCUUGACCUUCUCUGACCGAAAGAGGGCUGCGAGAUCUGGGCUGCGACCACCCGGAUGACUGGAGAAAGCAGCAAAUAAAUGCCGAAUCUCUAAAUCUCAGUAAAAAUUCGAAAUGGGGAAGCGGUACUUCUGUGAUUACUGUGACCGCACUUUCCAGGACAAUCUUCACAACAGGAAAAAACACUUGAAUGGGGUGCAGCAUUUAAGGGCCAAGAAAGUCUGGUAUGAUCUCUUUCGAGAUGCUACAACCAUCUUACAGGAGGAACAGACUAAGAAACCCUGUCGGAAAUUUCUGCAAACAGGCCACUGUGAUUUUGGCUCCAACUGCAGGUUUUCUCAUAUGACGGGGGCGGAUCUCGAGAAGCUGAACGUGCAGGUGCAAGAGGAGAGGAGAAUGAAAGAUCAGCAGCUGGAUGGGAUGGUGCUACCGGUGGGCACGAUCGAGGGCUGGCUGGAGAAGCAUGCCAAGCGGCUGCGCGCUGCUCAGAGGGACAGUCCUCUUUCCGAAGAAGAAUUGGUUUUCCAGUAUCCACCAGGCUGGCCCCCAGUUCAGGAACUGCCACCCUCCCUGAGAGCGCCCCCUCCUGGUGGCUGGAUGAUUCCACCAGGUCUCCACUGGGGCUGAGAGUAGAUGGAGCCGAAAUGCUGGACAGUUUAAUGCUGAGGACUCUCUCUGUGCCUCUGGAGAAAAUAAAGAAUCUACUUUAAUACAUGUUGUCUUCAGAAAUUCCUGCAUUGCCAGCUAAUUUAGAAUUUGCAGGACAGAUAUCGAAGCAGGAGGACAUUAAAGGAUGAAAGGACAUUAAAGGAUUAAAGGAGGACAUUAAAGGACCAGGACUGAAACAAACAGUGUCAUAUUUAUUUAAAUUGUCUCCGUUAAUUACUUAUACCUCUGGGGGCCUUUCCUCAAUCUGCCAUGGUG
Molecule: messenger RNA, 1554 nt
Organism: Candoia aspera
Lineage: Eukaryota; Metazoa; Chordata; Lepidosauria; Squamata; Candoiidae
Gene: ZMAT5
Product: zinc finger matrin-type 5
Exons: 6
Coding region: 745-1257 (170 amino acids)
Cellular component (GO): U12-type spliceosomal complex
Molecular function (GO): zinc ion binding
Source: RefSeq, a predicted model, not a curated record